GAGACAAGAGGUCCAGGAAAUGGCCCAUGUACUGUUUUGUCACUGAUAAACGAUGCAUUGCAGCUUUUCUCUCUGAACCAUGAAGAGCGGACAGAGAGGCCUUCACUUUUUGACCCUUGUCUCUUUUCUGUUGACCUUAUCUUCACCUUCUGGAGGUUUUCCAAUCAGAUUAGCUGGGUACGGAUCGAACCAAUGCUCUGGAAGAGUUGAAAUCAAUUUCAAUAGUUCCUGGGGAACAGUCUGUGAUGACGGCUGGGACAUAAAUGAUGCCAAGGUGGUGUGCCGACAGUUGGGUUGUGGCACGGCAACGAAGGCCCCGAGAUCGGCACGUUUCGGUCAUGGAACGGGAAAAGUGUGGCUCGAUGACGUAGCCUGUUUGGGAAGCGAAGAGUCUCUGAGCAACUGUAAGCACCGGAAAUUUGGGCAACAUGACUGCGCACACAGUGAGGACGCUGGUGUCAUCUGUACAUCUAUCAGAUUAGCUGACUCCACUCGUUGCUCUGGAACAGUUGAAAUCUAUCACAACGACUCCUGGGGAACAGUCUGCGACGACAACUGGGACACAAAGGACGCUGAGGUGGUUUGCAGACAGCUGAACUGUGGGACGCCGCUGGGCGCCCCUCGGUUGUCCCUCUUUGGUCACGGACGCGGGAAAAUCUGGCUUGAUGAGGUCAAAUGUUCAGGAAGUGAAGGGUCCCUGACCAUGUGUCCACACAGAGGAUUUGGGAAACACGACUGUAAUCACGGUGAGGACGCCAGUGUCAUCUGCUCAGCAAGCCUCCCAAAGCCCAGCAUCUCUGUGAGUCCUGCUGCUCAGGUCCCCUGGGGUGAGAGAGUCAGCAUCACUUGUUCAAACUCAGCUGAGCUUUCAGGUGGAACAUUCAUUCUGGGGAAGACUCGGGGCUUACUUGGAGGGACAAAAAAGUCAAGUGCCACCUCGGGCAUGUUCAGUAUCCCGAAGAUGGACUUUGAUGAUGACGGAUUGUAUGAGUGUCAGUAUGAGAAAAACAUUUCGGAAAAAACUUUCAGCUCCAGCCCAAGUGACUCUGUCAGACUCUCUGUAACGGUGACCUUCCCAAAGCCCAGCAUCUCCAUGAACCCUGUUGGUAAGGUUACAUGGGGAGAGGACGCCGGCAUCACUUGUUCAAUCUCAACUCAAAAUUUGGGCGGAACGUUCAUCCUGUUAAAGACACCAGGCUCAUUCAAAGAGACACAAUCGUUGAGCAACGGCUCAGCUAACUUCAGCAUUCCCAAUGUGGGGUUUGUCGACGGGGGAUCAUACCUUUGUCUGUAUGAGAAAAUGGGCUUCAGCUCCGAGCCAAGUGAUUCUGUCAGACUCUCUGUUGCUGUGCCUUUGUCACUGCUGGUCUCAUCAAUAGCUGCCGGGAUGAUGAUGCUGCUGCUGCUGGUGGUCCUCUUGUUGGUGAUGUGUAUGGUCGGCAGGAGAAAAAGAAGAACGGCCGAGCGGCAUGGAGCCCCCAUCUUGAGUCAAUUGACUGCCACGACCAGGUGUGAAGAUGACGAGGACCGGCACUACAUGAAACUCUUGGCAAGGGACAACAACAAAGGACUCAAAGACACAGCGGAAGAGGAGGACAGCGGUGAUUAUGAGAGGCUAAGCAAUGAUGAAGAUCAGCAUUAUGAUGACGUGGGCCUCGGUAAACACCUUGCGAGGGCCAAUGAGGUCUGUGUCAAUGUAGAGGGCAACAGAGAAGAUGAGGACGUAGAUGAUGAUGCUGUAGAAGAAACCAAUGAUGACGAAAAUGGCUAUCUAGAUUUAACUCGGUCAUUUGACCAAACUGACAUUAUUGAGAAAAUGAGAAUAGAGCUGAAAGACGACUGAAGCCGUUCGUGCUGGGUGCACGGAGGGACAGAAUCACUGUGCAGCAACUGUCAGCUGGUUUCCCCAUCCUUAGGUUUGGUACCUUCAACUACCAUGCACAUAUUGAAGAUCAAUAUUUACAUUUUUUACACGAGUUGCAAAAAAGUUCUUCAGUUGUCCUUUAAAUAAGUUGAUCUGUAAUCCUAGAAUUUGUUAUGGCAGUCUUGUAGUAGUGGCCCUCUUCAAACUGAUACACAUCUUUCUUGCCUGUCUAAGUGCUGAGAAAAUAAACUGAUUUCGGCCUCUGUUACA
Messenger RNA from Scophthalmus maximus (turbot), 2134 nucleotides. RefSeq names its product deleted in malignant brain tumors 1 protein. Gene Ontology annotation, cellular component: membrane. The record is from RefSeq and is a predicted model, not a curated record. Bases 80 to 1843 code for a protein of 587 amino acids. NCBI's taxonomy places the organism in Eukaryota, Metazoa, Chordata, Actinopteri, Pleuronectiformes, Scophthalmidae. The transcript has 8 exons.